Perkinsus marinus ATCC 50983 is the source of this 2023-nucleotide messenger RNA. RefSeq lists its product as hypothetical. Gene Ontology annotation, cellular component: ubiquitin ligase complex. The transcript is spliced from 2 exons. Bases 1 to 1833 code for a protein of 610 amino acids. The record is from RefSeq and is a predicted model, not a curated record. NCBI's taxonomy places the organism in Eukaryota, Perkinsozoa, Perkinsida, Perkinsidae.
AUGUCCAACUCGUCAUAUUCUACUACCGCUACCAGCUGUAGUGGUUUCGACAGUCCUCUGUGUAUACCUCGGCCUAAAGGGUGUCUGUGUUGGGAAGACCUUCCUCAAGACGUGAUCGAUGAGAUCGUCUUGGUGUAUGCCCUCGACACCCCUCUUGAGCUCAUGGCCCUCGCGUUGGUCAAUAGAGCCAUGCUUCAACGAAUACGACUUCUACUACACCGAAUGGUUACCACGCCUGACGAUAUCUCUAAGACGACCGACGCCUCGGAAUUCUUCAUGUCGAGGUUUAGUCGGUAUAUGGAAGCUCUCGCUCAGCUGCCGUCGGUGCAUCUUAUGCGCCCUGCGACUAUUCGAACUCCUGAGGCACGUGAGAUCGCUUUGUGCAGCCAAGAUCCUGAUGAAGCUGUUGGUGGUGAUCGUAUUCGAAGUGUCUCUGUUGGUCUAAACAAUGGCUUACCUAAUACGAUGGUCUUCUACUGUGCGGUAUGUCAUACGCCUGUUCUUGUGAACUGUGCUAUUCUAAGCGACAAUUAUCACGGUGGAAGAGGACCGGCUUUCCUCGUUGACUGGGUCAUGCAUCCCAUGAUAGUCGAGGAGAGGCUCGCAUAUACUACAACCUUCACAACAGGAAGAUAUGUCGUGUGUGAUGUCAAGUGCAGCACUUGCAAUUCGGCUGUGGGGAAGAAGUACUUAGCGCCUAUGGAUCCCACGAACGUCUUCAAGGCCAACAAAUUCCUCAUCGAGCAAGCCGCCUUGUAUGUCCCUGAAUGUUGCCGAAAGUCGGCACAGCGGGGGGUGUACUCACUGAAAGAACAACCUAGUCCAAGCGAUGAGAUCUGUACCCGAUGCCUCGCUAGAACUAGAAGGGCUACCGCUGAAGCAAUUCUUCGGAUCACUGCUGACUUUGCAAUUCCUCGUGUUGGUCUGUUGUAUGAUGUGAUGCAAGAGCAGGCUUCAGCGUGGUCUGGGGCUUCUUGGUCAUUGGUCAAGCCAAUAGCAGUUGUCCGUAGUCACAGUGAAGGCUUCCUCAAACGCGCGUUACGAUUCGUCAUUGGUGACCGCCCUGGCAAAAGCUCCUCCUCAGCGACGGUGCCACUAGUGAGCGAGAAUGAUUGUGGAAAGAAUACGAGGUAUAAAGAGAAGCUAUCUGGUUGUUUGGCAAGAAUGCUGGUUUGGGUGGUCACUGCUGAGGACUCGACGUGUGAGAGACGUAACACACUGCAGAUGCUGCUCGACGAUGGCAUUGUUGAGGCCAUUUCGAAGGUCACCAGCUCUGCUAAACCUGGUCGUAUUCUAGAGCAAGCCGCAUGGUAUGAUAAACUCAUCAUCCUCGAGGGCCUCAUUCGUGGCAUUUCUCUGUCGCCCGUUCAUAGAGGGGACGCUCUGUCUGUGCGCCAAGCGAGGUCCCUGGUGUAUGAAGUCCGACGGAAGUGGAUUGACUCGCCCGGGACCAUUGCCGCCCCGUUGGACUCGGCUCAACUACGCCGCAUGCCUACAGUGACAGAGGUUCACCGUGAGGAAGAGUCCAGGAUUCUCAUGACAAUAGAGCGACUUCGUCGAAGCAAUCCUUUGGCACACCUUCGCAGGUCGAGAAGCGUCGGAGCUGGUGACAAGAACAUGGAGCGAAGGUUAUCAUUGCUGGUCACAGCGGUUGCCAAUGUGACUGAGGACGUUAAUGAAAGAGAUGAUAGAUCCCGACUUCGAAUAAAAAAUGAACUUGGUGCUAUCCUCGGCCUUCCUGCAGAGAAUUUGCAGUCGAGGAGCUCAAGUGUUGACAUGUGGCCUCCCGAAAACACGGGAUUCUGUGGCCCAAGGUUGUUCAGCAGACAUUAGUUCUGUGGUCAAGUAUGGAGGGAGGCAUUCCUCAAGUUUGACAUUUCCAACGAGAUCGUUGACUUAGAGCCUCGCGAUAGCAUUACUAUGAUUAAGUUUGAUUGUGAUGAUAAGAAGUAAUUAUGAUAAAGUUCUGAGCAGUUCUGUGUCGCAGAUUCAUUUCGGCAGUAGUCAUGCUCGAUGCGUCAAC